Prunus persica (peach) is the source of this 1660-nucleotide messenger RNA. RefSeq lists its product as uncharacterized. The coding region runs from base 90 to 1121 and encodes 343 amino acids. Lineage: Eukaryota; Viridiplantae; Streptophyta; Magnoliopsida; Rosales; Rosaceae. The record is from RefSeq and is a predicted model, not a curated record. The transcript is spliced from 11 exons.
AAGAAAAAUCUUGAUAUACAAACUUGAAUGGUCAUCAGCGGCCUUUCUCUCACUCUCACUCCCGCCACUGUCCGUACAAGCUUCCCUCUAUGGCCUCCUCCUUCUCGUUCAUGCCCGCGCCCCCGUCCGUACAAGCUCAUCGAUGCUCCUCUUCACCUUCUCCCCGCCAAGAGGUAUAUUAUUGCGGUGGAUUAAGAACUUCAUUUCUCAAGAAUUGGGAUGUUACGGGGGUGUCGAGUUCAAAGCGGUUCGGCUCCACCACUCAUAUGAAUUGGAAGAGGAGGAGAACUUUGAUCUGUGCAGUCAAUCAAGAUGCCGAGGGAGCAUUCAAAAAGACUGUAGAAGUGGAUAGGCUGAUAGACAAACUAAGAGAUGCAAAUCCAAUUGAACUUCAGAAGCUUGUUGUUGAAAAUGUCUUGGCUUUUAAUGAGGGCUUUUGGAUACGGCUUGCGGCAAGAACUGAUACCUGCAAAUCGGAGGAUGAUAAAAAGGACUAUGAGGAAUUGGCUAUAUCUAUAAUGAGCAUAGUGGAUCGCCUUGUUCAUAAGACCAAUGAAAAGAUAGAUUCAGCUACUGAUGUCCUCAAGGGGAUUCUGAAACCUGUAGUUGAUGAAGUAGAAGAAAUUCAAUGGCCUCCUAGAGAUCCCGAGGCUCUUAAAUUAAUGGAGAAAGAAUUAGUCCAAAGGGAGGAAGAUGGACAACUGGACGAAGGGUUUCUUUCAGAAGUUAAUGCUCAACUACGACAAGCAAAAGGAGAUGGAGAUAAGCCAGGGUUUGAGGCUAUGUUACAAAAGGUUUUACAACUCUAUGCUUCUACUGUUCUAUCCAAGCGUAGCUAUGCAAAAAAAGGGGAUGAAAUUCUGAAGGCCGAGCAGUUUCUAGAAACCAUAAUCAAAGCUCCUGAAGAAGAAUGGAACAAGCUGCUGCUCAAUGGAUUAACAUUUGGCAAAGGGGAAAUUUUACCACAGGAGCUCUAUGCUGUCAUUAAGAAGAGGGUUGAAAGGACUCUGAUCCGAACAGAGGGAGGUUCAUACCAGCAACGUGUUCUUACGGAGUAUCUCAAUGGCAUCCAAUUGAGAGCAGAGCAAAUUGUCCAACUACUUCAGGGCAAGCUGCAAUAGUACAUGUUCAUGAUUUGAAAAUAUGGACAUGGGAGUUUGGGAUCACAAGGCAUUGCUGGCUGCACAACUCUCUUUUGGUUCCGAAAGUUAAGAUGAACCGUUUUCAGAGAGGAAAGAAGUUUAGAUGUGAAUGCCUUGUCAGGUAAUGAUCUAUUGCAUACAUAUUGAUCAGAAGACUAUUACCACUUAAAAAUAUAGCUUUUGGUUAAAGGAAUUUCAUCCAAUAUAAGCACAUUUUGUGUUCGGCCAAAAUCCAAUGUAUACAUUCAUGAAUGAUUAAUAACAUUUGAUCAUCAAAUUUGAUGAGAUUAGAUAGGCGACAUAUAACAAAAUAAUACAUGCCGAAGUUAGCAUUUUCCUUUCUGUUUAAGAUUCUGGGAUCAUCAAACCAGACUUGGCAACUGGGCUUGAAAGAUACCAGUCUAUCGUGUAAUGUACUUCACAGCAGGUCCUUGCCAAAAUAUAUAUUAUAUUGUUUAUAGCAAGUUGGCCUUGCCUGAAUGUUGCCCUAUAACAUGUUAAGGCUCAUUUGGGACUGC